UUAUUCAUGAAGAACCUUGUUGUGGAGAGGUUCUCUGAAUUCUACGAGAAAUGGGUUGUGAAGCUGGAAGAGAUUCAACGUCAACUUCUCGAAAUAUCAAAGAAAAAAACUGAGGUAACAAUGAAUGAACAAGAACUAAAAGCACUUGUUUCAAAAGUCACAGCUCAUGUGAAAGAAUACUACACUGUAAAAUGGGGUGCAGCACAUGAAGAUGUUUUGGUGUUUUUUACACCAACAUGGCUUACUCCUUUGGAAAAUGCUCACCUUUGGGUAACAGGUUGGAAGCCUUCCACAGUCUUUCACAUUCUUGAGGAUCCAAAAGGUGAGUUUAACAUGACAGAGGAGCAGAAGAAGAAGAUACUAGGAGAACUGAGAGUGAGAAUAAGGAUGGAGGAAGAGAAAGUGGAGAGGGAAAUGGAGAGACAACAAGUGGCUAUGGCUGAUUUGAAGAUGGUGGAGCUUGCAAAAUUAUCAUGCAGAGCAAAGAAAGAUGAUGGAAGAGUUGAUGGGAUGGUUGGUGUGGCUUUGAAUGGAGUUUUUGCUGGUUUGGAAAAAGUUAUGAAAACUUCUGAUUGUGCUAGACUUAAGUCACUUAAAGGAGUUUUGGAUAUUCUUAGUCCAAUUCAGUGUGUUGAUUUUUUGGCUGCACAUAUUGGUAUGCAGUUAUGGUUGAGGCAACUUGGGAUGAAGAUGAUCACUAUUGGAUGAAUAAAUUUUAGUAGUAAGAAUUAUUGUACAUCUUUAAUUUAGGUUUAAUUAAUCAAGUUGUUCAAUACUCCUUCAUCAUCUAGUACCCAAAUGAAAAAUUGUUUAGUUUAUGAUGAAGUAGUAGUAUUCUUGUUGUAUUGGCUUUUCAAGCUCUAUAAUUGAUGCAAGAAAAUGAAGAAGAAAAAUUAAUGGUGGAAGUA
Molecule: messenger RNA, 908 nt
Organism: Medicago truncatula (barrel medic)
Lineage: Eukaryota; Viridiplantae; Streptophyta; Magnoliopsida; Fabales; Fabaceae
Product: protein DOG1-like 4
Exons: 1
Biological process (GO): DNA-templated transcription
Molecular function (GO): sequence-specific DNA binding
Source: RefSeq, a predicted model, not a curated record